Emericellopsis cladophorae is the source of this 1740-nucleotide messenger RNA. RefSeq names its product ribosomal protein L36. The coding region runs from base 1 to 1740 and encodes 579 amino acids. Lineage: Eukaryota; Fungi; Ascomycota; Sordariomycetes; Hypocreales; Bionectriaceae. The transcript has 4 exons. The record is from RefSeq and is a predicted model, not a curated record.
AUGCCCAAGGACCAGGCCAAGGCCCUGACUGAUGCUAACAAUGCUGCACUUGUCGUUCGGCAGAAGUACUCUGCUUGUAUGAGGGCUGCCCAGAAGCAGCAGCAAUCACCCCAAUUCUACAGUAACUAUGUGUCCGUGCAGCGGCUCAUGCGAGAAGGUCUCCAUCCCAAGGUCACGACACUCUCCUUCGCAGCAUACGUGGCUCGAUGUGACAAUGCUCAGAUCUCGCUCGCAAAGCCUUGCUGGGAAGGCGACGUCCUCAGGGCCUGUCUGGCAAAACGCCACGUUUUCUCAGCGCCCUUGGUCAUGAGUCGAACCUUCAUCGAGGCUAAAAUUGAAGAUUUGAUGAAACCGUCCACGCACAAGUUGCUCGUGCUCCUGUCGGACGAGAGCAUUGGUCCGGAAAUGAUGGAGGCGGGUUUCGCGAAUAGUCUGAUACGACUACACAACCUGGCAGUUAGUUCCAUGGCCACAUGGAAUGCAGUAACCAAAAACCUUCCGGAGCGUCCAUUCGAGUUCACCUACAUGUUCUUGGGUCGCAAGAUGAAGAAGCUCCUGAGUCACAUCUUCGACAAGAGGCUGGCACUAAAGGCGCUGCAUUUCAACGGAGUACCUCUUCUUGAUCGUCGGCUGCUGGCAAUCAUUAUGCGGAGCUGCCCCAAUGUUGCGUCUGUGGGGAUAUACAACUGUCCACUCCUCCAUUAUGGCGAUUUCAUCAGCAUCCUCGAUCUGAUUUGGGAAGUCAAUCAAACACGCACAGGCCUUACUGCCCAGAAGAUCGCGAGCCUGGACUUUUUUCCCGCGUUCUGGUACGGGACUCAAUUUCCGACUGAUAAUCGAUGCCCCUACACCGACCGAACAAUGCCCUCUUCAGCGGUGUAUGGCGUGUCGUGGGAUAGACUGCCCUUUGACCUCUCACACCAUGGAUUUAACCUUAUCUUACUUCAGGCUUUCUUCAAAGCAUCUAAAAUAGGGAUCGAGACUUUGUUUGACGAGGACUGCGGCUUGCGUCGCUUUUUGGCCAUGGUCCCUCGGCCAUUCCUCGAUGUUCCCUACCUCCUGGACGCAAUGUAUCGGAUGACGGAAGCCACCCCGGGCCAUAAGGGCGACCGACAGCGGAAAGAGGCCACUUUUGACUUGAUCAAAGCGCAGACUAUGCGUUUUGACGAGCCCAAGUACGAGGAGCUUGACUUCUUCGAUGUAGGUAUGGAUAAGCAAGCAAUGUUCUUCUGCCGGUCUUGCGGGUACCAAUCGCUUGAGGGAUUCUGGCCCGCAAAGAAUGUCGACGCUGGCGUCGCCCAUCGGAUCUGCUGCCAUCUGGAGCGAGAUCAGGUGCGAGGACUGAAGAUUGUGAAAGACUCUCUCCAGGGGCUUCCGGGCCUCGAGGAGCUCCUUCAGCGUUGGGACCUAUGGUAUGAUCAAUUCGAUUUACGUCUACAUCAGCUCGAUUCGUUCCGCACGGCGACACAAGAUUUGGUGGCGCUCAACGAGACAGCGCCCACGAAGCGGACCAGAAAGCUGUGUGCGAAACAUUGCCCUCGCGGCAAGCCGGAUCAUGCAGAGGAGCUGCAGAUCCCCAGUGCACAUGGUGCGGACGACUUACACUCAGCGCGCGGCGAGUUUGCGAGGCAGAUUAAACAUCAGCUUCACCCCGGCGAAGCGUAUGACUACUUCCAGAAGGACAAGUGGGAUGACUGGGAGGAAGAACAUUACCCCAGCCCAGGGUCGACCUUCUGGUGA